AUGGCAAAACGUAAAAUCGAAGAUGAACACAGAAUAUUUCAAGACAGUUGGGAGAUUGAAUUUUUCUGUAUUUCUGGUAAGAAACACGAUGCUUUAUGUUUAAUUUGUCGUAAAACCAUAACUAUUCCAAAACGUUAUAGUAUUAAUCGUCAUUACAAUACUCACCAUACGGAAUUUUCUAAAAAUUAUCCCCACCCAUCUAAAAUAAGAGAAGAAAAACUAGUUGAAUUAAAAAAAGGAAUUUUUUCUGAAAAACAAUCAAUGUUACGGUUCACUAAUAAAAAUGAACUUGCAACAAAAGCAUCGUAUGAAGUAACACAUAUGUUAGCCAAACGCAUGAAACCAUUUUCGGAUGCCGAACUAAUAAAAAAUUGUAUGGAAACAGUAGUAAAUACUUUGUUUUGUAAUUUUUCCAAUUUUAAAGAAAUACGUGACCAAAUUUCAAAUCUGCAGUUAUCUGAUGCUACAUGUGUUCGUAGGAUCGAACAUCUUGGAAAUCAAGUAUUCGAUUCAGUGAUCAACGAAUUAAUAGAUUGCCGAUUUUUUUCUUUAGCAUUAGAUUCAUCAGUAGAUAUAAGCUCUACUUCUCAAUUAAUACUUUUUGUUAGGUUUUGUUCAAAAGAUAAUAUUAUUAAAGAAGACUUUUUGAAAGUCAUACCGAUGAAAAACCAAACUCGUGACGGUUGUCCUUUAAUGAUUGGAACUAAAUCUGGUCUUGUUACUCUUAUUAAGAAUAAAAUUGUAAAACCAAAAUUAAUCAAUUUCCAUUGUAUUAUUCAUCAAGAAAAUUUAUCAUGCAAAUUUCCAAAUGAUUUUAGUGUUGUCAUGAAUAAAGCAAUUAAAAUCGUCAAUUUUAUCAGAGCUAGAGAUUUAAAUCACAAAAAAUUUAAAGAAUUUCUUUCCGAACUAAAUUCCCAAUACAGUGAUAUUAUGUUUCAUACUGAAGUACGAUGGCUAAGCAAAGGUAAAGUCUUAGAACGAUUUUUUUCCCUUUGUGAAGAAAAUAAAUUAUUUAUCCACGAACAAAAAGGUGAAUUUCCUGAAAUAAACUCAUUAGAAUUUUGGUACAAACUUGCAUUUCUUCCAGAUGUAACAAAAAGUUUAAAUAUACUUCAAACAAAUCUACAAGGAGAAAAGAAACUUAUCCCUCACAUGGCCAAAAAUAACAUUUUUUCUGAUGAUACUGAUAUAGAAACUUUAAAACCACAAUUGCUUGAACUAUUGGUCACUUUAAAAAAUGAAAUGAACAGUCGUUUCAAUGAUAUUAAAAACUUAAGAAAUGCAUUUCGAUUUAUUGAAAAUCCGUGGGCAGUAACUACAAAAGAAAUAUUUGAAAUUAAUAUUAUGAAUCAUAACAUUGGUUUAUUGAAAAACGAAUUAAUUGACUUACAGGAGGACAUAACAUUAAAAUAUAUUUUUAAUGAUAAAAAUAAUGCAAUGGAAUUUUGGAAUACACUUGAGGAACAUCAAUAUCCUUCCCUUUUAUCAAAUGUAAAAGCUAUUCUAACAUUUUUUGGGUCGACAUAUUUGUGUGAAGCUGCUUUUAGUAAGUUAACAUUUAUAAAAAACAAAUACAGAAAUCGUUUGAGUGAUGUGCAUUUGGACGAUUUACUGCGGUUGUCAACAUCAAAUACACCCGUAGACAUAAACAAGAUCAUAAAACAAACAGAGAGGUACCGUCCAUCAACAUCAAAACAACAUUAA
Myzus persicae (green peach aphid) is the source of this 1704-nucleotide messenger RNA. Its product is annotated as general transcription factor II-I repeat domain-containing protein 2B-like. The record is from RefSeq and is a predicted model, not a curated record. The transcript is spliced from 3 exons. Lineage: Eukaryota; Metazoa; Arthropoda; Insecta; Hemiptera; Aphididae. Gene Ontology annotation, molecular function: protein dimerization activity. Bases 1 to 1704 code for a protein of 567 amino acids.